CGGGGCGAGCGCUGCGGGCUUGCCCGGGUACCAGCGCUGCCGCAUCCCCGCCGCGCUCCCAGCACUCGGGCCCAGUCCACCGCGCCGCUCCCGCUCCGCAGCCCGGAGGCAGCCCCCGCCGAGGCCUGGCAGAUCCAGACCCGAGCGCAGCGCGGUCCAGGCUGGGCGGCGGCACCCGCGGCGGGCGCAGAGCGGAGAUGCGGCGGCUCGGGAGCACCCUGCUGUGCCUGCUGCUGGCGGCGGCGGUCCCCACGGCCCCCGCCCCGGCUCCGACGGUGACCUCGGCUCCAGUUGAGCCGGGUCGGGCUCUCAACUACCCGCAAGAGGAGGCCACCCUCAACGAGAUGUUCCGCGAGGUUGAGGAACUGAUGGAAGACACGCAGCACAAACUGCGCAGCGCGGUGGAGGAGAUGGAGGCAGAAGAGGCUGCGGCUAAAAUAUCAUCAGAAGUGAACCUGGCGCACUUACCGCCCACCUAUCACAAUGAGACCAACACGGAAACCAAGAUUGGAAAUAAUACCAUCCAAGUCCACCGGGAAAUUCACAAGAUCACCAACAACCGGACUGGACAGAUGGUUUUUUCUGAGACGGUCAUUACGUCGAUGGGAGAUGACGAAAGCAAAAGGAGCCACGAGUGCAUCAUUGAUGAGGACUGCGGGGCCGGCAGGUACUGCCAGUUUGCCAGCUUCGAGUACUCCUGCCAGCUGUGCCGGGACCAGCAGACACUCUGCACCCGGGACAGUGAGUGCUGCGGAGACCAGCUGUGCGUCUGGGGUCACUGCUCCAAAGCAGCCACCAAAGGCGGCAAUGGGACCAUCUGUGACAACCAGAGGGACUGCCAGCCGGGGCUGUGCUGUGCCUUCCAGAGAGGUCUGCUGUUUCCUGUGUGCACACCCCUGCCCGUGGAGGGCGAGCUCUGCCAUGACCCUGCCAGCCGGCUUCUGGACCUCAUCACCUGGGAGCUGGAGCCUGAUGGAGCUUUGGACCGAUGCCCGUGUGCCAGUGGCCUCCUCUGCCAGCCCCACAGCCACAGCCUGGUGUACGUGUGCCAGCCCACCUUUGUCGGGAGCCGUGACGAGGACAGAGAGAGCCUGGUACCUGAGGAGUACGAGGAUGGAGGCUUCAUGGAGGAGGUGCGCCGGGAGCUGGAGAACCUGGAGAGGAGCCUGUCGGUGGAGAUGGCUCUCAGCGAGCUCGCGGCCACCUCGGAGCUGCUGGAAGGAGAGGAGAUUUAGACCCAGGCCUGUUCCGUGGGUAAACGUGCAAUAGAAGUAGCUAAUUUAUUUCCCCAGCUGUUUCCCUAGGUGUGGGCUCUCCAGGCUUUUUUCCACAGCCUCUCCCCAGUACACUUUCCCUCUGGCUUGUAACAACACGAGGGGCUGCACCCUCGUCCGGUGCCAACCCCCUCCCCAGACUGUACACCGUGCAUCGCAGUUCUGGUGCCUGGGGAAGAUGGGGUGUGGGAGGCUGAAGGCGGAACAGGGCUGCUAAACUGGUCCAAAUGAUUGGCUGCUUCGCCUCUGCUGCUUGGCAGAUGGCACAUUUUCAUUUUGUUAUGACAGCACCUUGAGAGUUGCUGGCAGGGAGGGGGCAGAAGGAUGCAAAAUUUCCCCACAGUAGGUUUUGGGGAAAGGUUGACUCUCAAACAUGUGGAGAAGAAGGCCCUGCUUUGCAAACCUAAACCUGCAAAAAACACAACCAAGUCAAUCUUUCAUGCCAUUUUUCCCAUUAGCACGGGCACGCACUGCCCUCAGCUGCAGCAGGUGAAACGUUCUGCUCACUCUGUGUUGCCUGCAUCCGUCCUCUCAGCCGUGUUCCUCAGCUCCUACCUCUGUGCCAGGGCAGCAGUUUCAUGUCCUCUCACCAUAGCCUGGUGAAAAGGGUCUUGGUCUCCCCAUCUGUCAGGAUCUCGGAGGCUCAGAGAUGUCAAGUUGCUUGCCCGUGUCACACAGCUAGUGAAGACCAGAGCAGGAUUUCACUCAGGUGUGGUUCCAAGCCCAGUGCUCUCCCCACUGCUCCCCACUGGCCUUGGUGCCACCAAAAGUACCCCCUACAAAGAGGAAGGAUGAGAUUUUUCUUUUUUGGGGGGAGGCACAUCUGGAACUAAGGUCAAACUAGUUCACACAUCCCUAUAAGAGUCAACUUCUACUGUUAAAAAUCCACAUUCUCCCCAGUGUAGGGGUGGUCCCCAUUCUAGUGGAGAUGGAAGGUACUGACAGUGUCCUCUGUGGCUGUAUGUUACAUCAGUACCUUUGAAGGGACACAUAACUGGAGCAUAAUAUGUAAGUUAACUUGCCAGAAACAGUACUUAGGUAAUUGUAGGGCCAGGACUAUAAAUGAGGUUUGCAAAAUCAUUUACCAGCAACUGAAGACCAUUACCAACCACACAGAGAAAAUCAAACCAAGCAAAAGGCUCUAUGAAAUAAUGGUUGUAAUAGCCAAGCUGAGAGCACUGAAUUGUAUGCUGUUCCAUAAAUGAUAUUUUCAGGUGUCAUGGACUGUUUCCAUCAUGUAUUCAUCCAGAGUUAUUAAAUGUUAAACUCACACACAA
This is a messenger RNA of Phacochoerus africanus (Common warthog), 2551 nucleotides long. RefSeq names its product dickkopf WNT signaling pathway inhibitor 3 (gene DKK3). Bases 198 to 1235 code for a protein of 345 amino acids. Gene Ontology annotation, biological process: negative regulation of canonical Wnt signaling pathway; multicellular organism development. Gene Ontology annotation, cellular component: extracellular region. Gene Ontology annotation, molecular function: receptor antagonist activity; co-receptor binding. The record is from RefSeq and is a predicted model, not a curated record. NCBI's taxonomy places the organism in Eukaryota, Metazoa, Chordata, Mammalia, Artiodactyla, Suidae. The transcript is spliced from 8 exons.